This is a messenger RNA of Corticium candelabrum, 1830 nucleotides long. RefSeq names its product probable serine/threonine-protein kinase DDB_G0281745. The transcript has 8 exons. Gene Ontology annotation, molecular function: protein serine/threonine kinase activity; ATP binding. The record is from RefSeq and is a predicted model, not a curated record. NCBI's taxonomy places the organism in Eukaryota, Metazoa, Porifera, Homoscleromorpha, Homosclerophorida, Plakinidae. Bases 1 to 1635 code for a protein of 544 amino acids. Gene Ontology annotation, biological process: protein phosphorylation.
AUGCAGGAUGGAUCAACAGCAUUACAUCUGAUCUGUUCAUAUCUUAGUCUUAAGAAUGACCAUUUAUCUGUUGUGAAGCUAUUGACAUCAUUGAGAGUUGAUGUGUCAGCUAAGAACAAUUUGUUCUUUGAGUUCUAUUGUAAGAUAAUAAGACAUAUAGCAGAUGAUGGCAAAACUGCAAUGCAAGCAGGAGAAGGAACGUUGCAGUCAGUUUUUGGCAGUCACAAAGAAAUUCUUUCUGCUAUCCUUUCUCAUCUGAAGGAAUUCAUUGAAGUAGUGCUGUUGCAGUUCAACUUCCCAGCCACUACACCCAUACUACAAUCUCGAACAGGUGCGGCAAAACAGGUAGAUGAAGAGUUAGUACAACAUCUGAUUCAACAAAUAGAGCAAGUGACACAAGACAGUUUAGCAAAAGAUAGGCAAAUGGAUGAUUUGAGACAACAAAUCACAGAUCUACAGAAGGCACUGAGAGAUGAGCAGUUGCAGAGACAACAGGCAGUUGCUGGAGAAAGAAGGGAGAAAGAACAGGCAGUUGCUAGAGAAAGAAGGGCGAAAGAAGAGCUACGACAACGAUUACAACGAGAGCAAGACGACGUUCAGAAUGAUCUCGAUGAAGCUCGACAACAAAUUGAGCAAAUGAGUGUAGAGAAGGAAAAUGUUCAACGAUUACUAAAUGAAGCACAAAUAGAAAAAGCUAACAUUGUAGAGCUGCUUUCAGAUGCCGAUGCUGCAAUUGAACGAUACAAGCGAGAACAAGAAAAUGAAGUUUUAAAGAUUCCUCCACGUGACAUUCAAUUGACUGGCACAGAACUAGGACGUGGAUCAUAUGGAGCUGUUUAUGUUGGAUAUUGGAAUGGCUGUCCUGUUGCUGUCAAAUGUUUGUAUGAUGAUUUGGCUGAUGUUGAACGAUAUGUUCAACUUGUGCAUCAAGAAGCAACUGUUGCAUGGAAGAUACAUCAUCCCAACAUUGCUGCUGUUUGUGGUGUCACUCUGGAGAAAGAAGUCAAGAAGGCAUGGGUUAUCAUGGAGUUAUUGAGCGGCUCUGUUUCUAGCGUGAUUGAUGCAUGUCAACGAGAUGCUGCACCUCUCACUGUACGAGAAAAAGUUGACAUGGCACAUGAUUCUUUGUGUGGACUGGAUCACAUUCACUCCAUGCAACCCAUGGAGAUUUUCCACGGUGACAUUUGCCCAAGGAACAUCCUUGUAACUGCAACGAUGAGAGCCAAACUGGGUGAUCUAGGAGCCGCUCGUUUUCAAGAUGCUAAGCUUUCAGCCGGCCUCCUCAGUCCAGAAUACACAGCAACGGAGAGAUUUGAUGCUCCAGCUCUACCAAAAAGCAAGGAGACUGACAUGUACAGUCUGGGAGUGACCCUAUGUGAACUGUUCACUGCUGUUACUCCAGACCGUAGAAAAAGAAUGGAUCAAGUCUUACUUGUCCGUCAGCUAAACGUCCGUUCCUUAUGUAAGCACUUGAUGAGAGAUAAUCCUGCCACACGACCAACAGCAGCUGAAGCUCGCAGAAUCAUUAGUCGUAUUCGUGAUACAGACGAAUAUGCAGCAUGUCCUCCUAAACGAAUGGUAAAGGGUGUAGUGGAUGGAGUGGCUGAUGUCACUCUUGUUCAUCCCAAUUGGUGAUGUUGACAUGUCAUCGAACCAUGUGUUUGUUUUAUGUUUUUACUUGAUAUCGUUUCUGUGUUUGUAGAAAAGAUUUCCUUAGCAAUAGCAAUGAGCUUAGCUCUGGUUUUGCACGUUGUAUUCUCGAAUUGACCAGACAAUGUCGAAGUAGCAUUUUUCAGUAUUGAUAUUGUUAAUUGGAAGGUUUGAUGUAUA